CGCAGACACUUUUACGUAUUGCGUCACCUGUGUGGGCGUAGCUCUCGGUGCCAGAGCAGCUCGAGUCGUUUGCCGACAACAACAUGCGUCGUAGGCGGACCGACGAGGGACUGUACAGCCGAGAGGCGGCGGAGACGGUUAGCCAACUUUAAGGACAGGGUCAAGUUAACAACUACAGUUUAGUCCGAAAACAACUUUUAACGUUCUGUGACAGUCAAGCGACAGUACAGUAAAAAAAAAAAAAAAAAAAAAAAGAAAGAAAGAAAAAAAGAAGAGGGUCCAGCGACGUCACGGUGUAUCUGAGUGAGGGGUGUCCGGUUUCUCAGUGUGAGGGAUUGCGAUGCCCUCUGACUUUACCACCCUUUUCAGCGGGGACCUCGACCUGAAUGCUCCCAGAUCCUUGUACUCAAAAGAAUCAGCGUAUGACCUUCUUCCCAGAGAGCUACAGUUCCUUUCCUCCAAUCAGCACAACUCAAAAGUCAUGAGUCAGAAGAGCGGCGGAGAGGCAGGGCCUCCCCCUUCAGCGGCUCUAGCCUCAGAUGCCAUGUCCUCUUCUAUGACCAUGGAAGGCCUCCGCAGUGCUUUUUCCACCUCUUCCAGCUCUGCCAUCCAUUCCAGCACUUCAUCAAGUGACCAGAUCCCAGUUCAUAGCAGUAAUGUUGAGCCAGAGGACAACAAGAGUAGCAGAGCAGUACCAGAGGUUGUUGGAGCCGAUGGUGGGAAUGCUAACGGCAGCAGUGGAGGAGGAAGAGGCGCAACGCCCCAGGAUCCACAUCACCAGAUGACCCCAUCGAAGCGCCGUACUGUACUGAACAUCUCUCCACCUCCACAAGACCUGCUCGACGACAGCCUUAUGUCCUGCCAGGAUGAAGCUUCCCUGGACUCAGAGCAGAGCAGCAACAUCUGGCUGGAUGACUCGCUCUCCAACUUCAGUCUCAUGAGCAGCAUCUCUUACAAUGACAACACAGAAGUGCCACGGAAGUCCCGCAAACGUACCCCUCGCCAGAGGCCAGGUCCAAAGUCUGUGCCUGCAGAGGAGGCUAGCAUGGACGUAUUUGAUGCAGACAGUGCCAAAGGUCCCCACUUUGUCCUGUCACAGUUAGGCCCGGACAGCAAAACUGGACCAAAAGGAAGCUCUGAUGAUCCUAAGACAACCAAACAGAAAGGAGGAACACUCUUGAUGCAAUACCCGCAGAAGUGUGAAGGGAAGGAGCUGAAGAUCCUCGUUCAGCCUGAGACUCAGCACCGAGCCCGCUACCUGACCGAAGGCAGCAGAGGGUCAGUGAAGGACCGCACUCAGCAGGGCUUUCCUACUGUAAAGCUGGAGGCAGUGAAUGAGCCAGUGGUCUUGCAGGUGUUUGUUGGAAACGAUACAGGGCGUGUGAAGCCUCAUGGAUUUUACCAAGCUUGCAGGGUGACAGGCCGCAACACCACAGCGUGCAAAGAGGUGGACAUUGAUGGCACAACUGUCAUUGAGGUGUCCCUUGAUCCAAGCACCAACAUGACACUAGCGGUGGACUGUGUUGGGAUCUUGAAGCUCCGUAAUGCCGACGUCGAGGCUCGCAUUGGUGUGGCUGGAUCAAAGAAGAAGAGCACACGGGCUCGGCUGGUGUUCCGGGUCAACAUUCCCCGUCCAGACGGUUCAGUGCUAACGUUACAGACGCCCUCAUCUCCAAUAUUGUGCACUCAGCCCGCAGGGGUGCCUGAAAUCCUGAAAAAGUCACUGCACAGUUGCUCAGUGAGAGGAGGAGAAGAGGUCUUUAUCAUUGGCAAAAACUUUCUUAAAGACACCAAAGUCAUAUUUCAGGAGAAUGUUUCAGAUGAGAAAUCAUGGAAGGCAGAAGCUGAAAUUGACAUGGAGCUUUUUCACCAGAAUCACUUGAUAGUGAAGGUUCCUCCAUACCAGAACCAAGCCAUCACCUCAUCAGUGUGUGUGGGGGUCUAUGUGGUGACAAAUGCUGGGAGAUCGCAUGAUGUUCAGCCGUUUACCUACACUCCAGAUUCAGCAAAAAAUGAUGUUCCUGUGAAGAAAGAGAUGCCCUCUCCAGUGAAGACCUGUUCAUUUGAUGAACAAAUUAAAGUUAUCGAUGGUGCCCUGAUGCCAUCGAUGUUGCCUUUAGUGAAGAGAGAAGAUGUCACUCCGAUGGAGGUCACCAGCAACCUCCAGUCUUCUGGUGUAUUUAAGCAGACUGGUGACCUUUGUCCAGCCCCACAGAAUGCAGACAUGAGUGCAGGCCGCCUAAAUAAAAACCGACCAUUCUCCAACAACCUGUCUCAGCCUGCAGGCGACCCUGACAAAAGCCAGGCUCCUGUUUUUACCAACACAGAGCCCUUAAGCACUAUCCAGAAGCAGGACAUUGCAGCCACCAGCUCCUUCUCUGUCCCUGCCGACUCUCUGCUCCAACAAACCUCACAGCAGUUUCUCCUGGAGCCCAGAGAAGGUAUCGGGCAGGAGAGGCCUGGCAGUGGCUCAGGAGCUGUGGGGAGGCUAUGUGGAGAACCUGCAGCUCAACAGCAGCAGCUGCCACUGUUCCCCCCAGAUGAAGUGGCCCAGCUGGAGGAGGCAGUGAGGCAACUAAAAGCCAAAGGGUACUGUAAUUUACCACUUCAGUCUGAAAAUGCAAUGGCCAAACAACAGCAACAACACAUCCAGCACCAACAACACAUCCAGAAACAGCAAAUUCAGCAGCAGCAACAACAACAAAUUCAGCAACAGCAGCUUCAACAGCAGCAUCAGCAACAGCAAGUUUUGGAGAAUUUACAGCAACAGCUGUUUCAGUCACAGAUUCGGAUGCAGUGUGGGAUGUUUCAGGACACCACUCAGGGCAAGAACCCAGAGCAGCAGGGCUCAGCACAAGGAGUGGUGCCGAACCAGGGCACUCUUUUCCAACAGGCCCAACAGCAGCAGCAACAGCAGCAACAACAGCAGCAGCAGCAGCAGCAACAGGCAGCUCUCUUUCAACAGGCAACUGACUUGCUCUCUAUUCAGACCAACUUCCUCCAACAGACACCCUCUCACCCUUCACCGCCCAUGUUCCAUGCUCCCGGUUCUUUGGCUGAAACACAAGAUCCACAAGGGGGGUUGUUUCAGAAAGCUUCUCAGGAGCAGGUCCAAGCCGCUCUCUUCCAAAAUACCAUGACGGUGCUACAGUCCCCAGACCAGCAGCCCUCAACACCUGGACUGUUCCUCCCUCAGACGUCCCUCCCCUCUCAGCUUUCAAACAGCAGUGCUCAGCAGCAGCAGCAGCAGCAGCAGCAGCAACAGCAGCAGCAGCAACAGCAGCUGGCCUUCCUCAAUGCUCUACAAACUCCAGCCCCUGAACCACAGUCAGUAUUUCAGGCUCAGACCCAGCUCUCCCCUAUCCAGCAGAGAAGCCCCAUGGAGCAACAGCAGCCUUCCCAGCCUCAGCCUCACACACAGCCACCCCAGCAGGCAUCCCUCUUUCAGAACAUCUCCCCACAUCCAUCUGCAAACACACUUUCUCCUGGCCAGCAGCAGCAACAACAGGCUGGCCUGCUGUUCUGCAACAACCCCAUGUCCACCCCGGACCAGGCCUCCAGCCUACUGUUCAGUAGCCAGGGCCAGAUGCCGCCACUGACCAGCAGCAAUCUAGUUUCUCAAGAGCCCCAGAACCCCUCUAUGCUCUUUUCCCAAGCCAGCAUGGUGACAGUGAACCAGCAAGAUCGCUCUGAGCCCAUGGCCCUAGGGAACCCCACCGAUCCACGACAGCAAGUCAUGUUUCAGGAUCAACAGCCUAUGCAGCUGGGCAGUGGCGCAAACAGCCAGCAGGAACAGCCUGUGGGCCUCUUUAUGCCUCAGUCCAACAUGGCCUCUCUGCAGGGGGGACUGGCUGCUCAGGAGCUUGCACAGUCAGCCAUGUUUGCCUCACAGACUGGUGUGGCAAACCUGCAGACGACCACCUCCUCCCCUGUUCAACAGCCAGGAACACUGUUUCAGACUGCUGUCAGUGGGCGCAUCAGUCAGCCCAGCCAGACUCAACAACCUGGACUCUUCCUCUUUGGGAUUCAGAACGAAUGUGGCCAGCUGAUGAACUCUCCCGGAAACACGCUGUCAGAUCAGAUCAUCGCCAUCAGCCAGUCUGGUCAGAACCAGAGAGAAAGUGACGCACACAUCCAGUCUCUGCUCAGCCAGUCCCUGUCUCAGCCUGGGUCUGUGCAGAACAGCAUGACGGCCUCUCAGAACAUGGAGAAGAUUGAUGACCUGCUUGUUAGCCUGCAGGAGUCAGGCAGCAACUUAACUCGUUCAUAUUAACCUUUAUACAAGUUAAUGGAUCGGCCUUUUAUUUUUUACUAAUAAUAUCCUGGAGUUAGAAUACUGUUUGUUGAUAAGCACAUGCAGAAAAAUAUUUGUUAAAACAGCCCUGGAUCAUGAAGUUUGACACAAACUGAACAUUAUGUGCUUAUAUCUGAUGACCAAAUAUUAUUAUUAUCAUUAUACACAGUAUUUGGUCUUCUUCAGGAUUAAUGAAAUUAUUGUUUAGGACAAACUAAUUUGCAGGCGGUGAACUUGGAAAUAGGUUUUGGAUUUCUUUGAUAGAAGAGCUCCAAGGGAAAACAGAAAGCUUCACUUUCAGUAUAGUUUUAAGUUUAGUGAUUCAUUUUACUUGUGAAUUUUUGUGUAUAUCUAUAGAUAGACUAUCAGUGAUGUUGCCUUCAGCAUCUCUCGUUUCUCGUGGCGUUUUCUAGUAGUAUUCUCCAAAGUGUUUAGUGGUUUCCAUGAAUAGUGUUCCCUUAAAUGCAUCUUUUGUCUUUUUUGUUGCAUGGAGGGUAGAGUGUGUGGUAUAUGAGGAAGGGCUGGACUGAUUGUGGUAUGUAGAGAUGAAGGUAGCCACGGUUGAUGUGGUUUGAAAAAAAUGUUUCAUGUGAUGCGACCGUGCAGAAAGAGUGUUGAAAGAAGGUUGGAGAGGCAGAGAAAUGGAAGGUAGAAGAACUGAGGAAAUGAAUAGGAAAGGUUUUUUUUUGUUUUUUAGAAAUGUGGGUGCUCUUUAUGUCAGUGUUUAAACAUUGAUUAUAUAGAUCAAUUUACUAGCUGUCGCUGAUAGCCCACAAAGUUGGCUUUAAUUACCGAUGUGAUAUAAAAUGAAAGUGAGUAGGUGUGUAAAUAAUGUGGUGUAUUUUCAAAACGCCUGGCUUAGUACCGUAAUAACUAAAAAAAAAGUAAUAUUGGUCAUUCAGACAACAGCUAUAAAGUGAAAAUGGUCCCCUCCCGAUGUGAAACAUAUCUUCCAAUAUUAGAUACCUUUUCCACCACAGUGUUCAGAUGGCACUUUGUGACAUAGAUUAGCAAACAAACACAAACUAUGUCAAAACAAAACAGAUUCUCCCUUGAAUACAUGACAAAAAGAUGAAUCUUUAAAGAAAGUGUGGUGGUAGAACAUCCUAAAUAUUGAGUGCAAGUUCUCUUUUACACAUUAUUUUCAGCACUUUACGAUGCUGUUCUUUGUGACCACUCUACUCGUGCAGGGUACAUUACAGUCCCACAGGAGGUGGUGUUUGUCCUCAUUGUUUACCGAAGAAGAUACAUUUUUUAACCUACGCAUUGGAUCAGAAAUUAUUGUAAUUACUGCUUUGUUUGCAUUGCAACAUUUGUGUGGGGGAGCAGACAAAAAUAUCUCUCUUUCAAGCCAGAUUCUAUAAAAUGUCAGUUACAACUUUUUUUCCUGUUGGUUCUAAUUUUGUAAUAUUUACCAGCCAUGUUACAACGAUAAUUAUUCAUUCCUAAAAACCUAAUUCAUUAUUUAUUCCUGACAAACCAUUUUAUAAUCCUGGACCAAUGAGGUAAAAAUGUGGAUCAAGACAUUUUUAUCCAAAUAAUGUCUUCUUCAGUUAACAUGCAACUCUUAUUUAAAUACACGCAUUAGUGGGAAAGUAGAAUGUAAUAUAGUACAUUAUUACUACUUUUGUCAUAAGGGUUAGAUCAUUAUGUGUUUUAGUGUCAUUCUGCGUCAGGCACGCAUGAACUCGAGUAGUAUUGUUAAACCAGCAAGUAAAGAGCCUUUUUUGAACCAGUUUUAUUACUUUGUUGGAUUGGGUGAAUGUUGUAGUUUGUUGGCUAGAACUGAACAUUAAACAUCUCAUCCAGUUUAAGGUAUUAUCACGCAGGAACAGAGCCCAUUUGACAUGUUUUCCUUGUUAAUGUACAUGUUUUUGUCUGCAGUUGGCCGGUGGCCUCAGGACCAAAGUUUGAGUCGAAUCUUGCUUUGCAUAAAUCCUGAUGACAGGCCAGUUUUAUGGCUCCUGAGCAUUUAUUCUCUCUCUCUCUCUCUCUCUCUCUCUCUCUCUCUCUCUCUCUCUCUCUCUCUCUCUCUUUUUUUUUUACUUACUUACUUGCAAGUUAACUUUUUUAAGUUAAUUUUUUGCCAUCAUUAUGAGGCAAAAUGUCCUGCUGCCAUACUUUUCUUUCUGUUUGUUUGUUGUGUUGUUUUGGCAAAAGAAAAAAGAAAAGAUGUUUGUGUCAUGUUUAGUUUCACUGUAAGUGUAUGCGUGAGCAAGGGGCUGGUUUCUCUGAUGAUGAAAGAAUCAGCUCAGUCGUUGUCUUUGUUUUCUAUGUACAGUUUGUUAAAAACACCGUUACAUUUUAUACACUUUAAAAUCACAAACAGCUGUUUUAUGAUGGAAAUCACCUAAACUUGACUUAAUGUGAUUCGUGGAACUACGGUUGAGCAGUUGGAGUGGUUUUUAAAGGGACCCUACUCCUGAAGGAAACCUGACUUUGGAGAAAAGAGCUAUCUGUGAUUGGCUUUCUUCAACUUGUGAAAUAGAAGAACUAAGAUUUCCAGUGUUGAGUAUUUAUGAUUUUGUUUGUUUUUUGUUUGUUUUUUAAGUUUAGAGAGACUAUCUUUUUUUUUUUAUUAUUAUUAUUAUUAUUAUUAUUAUUCGUAUAGUAUCUGUGCCUCUUUUUGGAGAAGCAUCUCUAAUUUAUUUGUGUGUUGGUUAUUAUCUAAAUUGUUCCCUGUAAUCAUUCUAUUGUUGGUGUGAUUUGACCCCCCACACCUGCUGAUGCUGUAAGUGGCACCUUGUGAUAAUAAUGAUAAAUCAGAUAGGAAAGUCUUCAUAAAGUAUGUGUAACAUGUACAUUCCUGUGUGCCAUUACUCUUUUGUGAUUUUGCAAGGUGUAGCUACAAUCAUACACACCACAUUGUACAUAUCAUGUGGCCCUGUAGUGCUUUUUUGACCAAAUACUGCAGGGCAAAAAUGGCAGUUUUUUACUGAAAACCCUACAAAACACGACCAACUUAUUUCAGUAUUUUUACUAUGAAUAUAGUGCUGAAUGUGAUUGUAAAUGUCUCACUUAGAUGCAGAAUGUUCUUUUAUGCACAAACUGGGGAGGUAAUUACUUUCUUGAAAUUACAGUUUCCUCUUUUGUGUGUAUUUACAAUGUAACUGGAGAUCAGAAAUAUAUAAAAGUGUGAUUUAUUAUACAGUCACUACUAGUUGUAUGGAAAAGAGUGGGGUUGUUGAUUUAAAAAAAAAAACGGUUCUCAUGUUUCUUUGAGGCGACACUUGACUGUCUCUGUUUCUUGCAAUAGAACAAGAUGUGAUUUAACAUUACCAGAAAAAAUGAUAUCAAACCGUUAAAUUUCCCUAAAAUUAGACACUAGUAGGUAUUGUACAUGUGCCUUGAGGAGAUGUUGUAGUAGCGACCAGAUUGAUGUUUUACCAUUGUUGCCUGUUAAAUACAAAGCUGGUUCUGCCGGUGAUGAUUAGUCCUCGUUAAUUAGAAUGUAUUAAGCCAUAAGACUUAAAGUGUACUUUAAACGCUUGACAACAGUGACCAGAUAACCGUGGUUGUGGUUGGUAAAUGUGUUGUGCAAUUUCUGUCAAGCAUCUAACUUGUUUGUACUGAAGUGUCCGUUGCAUUUAUGUUGUAAGACGUAGAUGCAGGCAAAUUUUCUCUGAAACUGCUAUGCAGCUAAUAUACUGUAAAUGUAGAUCUGUUAGUUUUUGAAUAUAUAUUUUUCUAAAUAGCCUCUCCAAAGUAGAAAAACCAAAGUAGAUGUUCUUUCUAUUAUUUAUGUUGCCUGUUGAAUAUUUUCUGAUGCUUUGGGUGCUGCCUACAAAUUAUUUUAAAUCUUUUUAAGUCAGCUAUAAUGAAAUUUCUCUUCUAAACAACCAUCUUAGACAUGGAUUUUUUGGGGGUGGGGGGGUGAGACAAGUGUCACUAAUAUUUUCAGUCUUCUUUGAUUCCCCUCUUGCCUGCAGGGUUUGUUUGGAGGUUUGCAUUGCAUCCUUUGUAUUACUGUUUACUGGUGCAGUGGUUCUUGAUCUCUCUGAUUUCUCUCAGGGCCUCUGUGUUACCAGGAUGUCAUGCCGUUCUCACGCAUCUCCUUAAAAGUUAUUGAACACUAGAUUUGUUUAUUUCUGUAACUUUGGAACAAUCUGAAUCACAAAUUCUGCAAAAACAUGUGUAAACAAUGUAAUUUGCUAUUUGUUAUUUUCUAUCUGUAACGUCUGUAAAAGUCUCUUCACAAGUGGACCACUCCUCUAGUAAACAGACAAUUAUUGUUCAUGGAAAAAGCGAGGUGGGAAAUUUUGCCUUUUUGUUUCCAACCUUGUGAACAACUGUCUAAUAAUCACCCAUGGGGAAGAAAACUCUAUAUAUUUUGCUUUUGUUGGGGCGUUUUUAUUCUCUUGCUGUUUAAUUUCUGUUAACUUGCUGCUAUCUGUAUUAAACAUAUAUACCGAAAAUUGUA
Molecule: messenger RNA, 8714 nt
Organism: Acanthopagrus latus (yellowfin seabream)
Lineage: Eukaryota; Metazoa; Chordata; Actinopteri; Spariformes; Sparidae
Gene: nfat5b
Product: nuclear factor of activated T cells 5b
Exons: 13
Coding region: 341-4273 (1310 amino acids)
Biological process (GO): calcineurin-NFAT signaling cascade; regulation of transcription by RNA polymerase II; cytokine production
Cellular component (GO): transcription regulator complex
Molecular function (GO): transcription factor binding; RNA polymerase II cis-regulatory region sequence-specific DNA binding; DNA-binding transcription factor activity, RNA polymerase II-specific
Source: RefSeq, a predicted model, not a curated record